AUAAAACAGGGAAAAAAGAUGUCGGGGAUGAACCGGGUGGUUGCAACAUGUUGGACUUGCCUCCUGCUCGCUGCUUUCCUGUGUGAGCCGGUGCUGUCCAAAGGGGGACGUGGAGGGUCCCGUGGCUCCUCUCGAGGCACCCACUCCCGGAGCUCCUCGGCGGGGAGUCAACGGGGGUCCGGGCCCUACGGAGGGACCCGCUCCCGCGUCCGGGCUGCGGGCCGGUCCUCCCCGGUGAGGAUCGCAGCUGCAGCGGCAGCAGGGGCGGCGGUGGCGGUGGCGCUAUCAGCGGAUAAAUGGUAUGCCUCUGCCUACAGACGCAGCAACGCAGACAGCUCCGAGGACGUGGAUUACUACAACAGGACCAAUUACUUUGAUUCACAAAUGUCAGGCUCAACAAAAAAUGGAUAUUCUCUUCCUCAACUGGUUUCUAUCAUUAUUGCAACAUUUUCCCAAAAAUAUGGAUUCUUUCAAGACAGUAUACUGUAGAUGUUUAGCUUGUUUUUUAGGAUGAAUUCCUGAUUCUACCCUGGAUCUGAAUAUAAUAUGCAGGAAUGACAGGAAGCUGCACUGGGAACAUCAGAGGUGCAACACAGUGGUGGAUGGACACAAAAACAUAAAUACUGUAUAUUUUGUACACAUAUCUUCUAGGCUAUACCAACAAACACAUGUAUCCAACCAGUAUUCAAUGUGACCUUUCACCUUUAAAGUAGUGCACCUUUGUCAAGUCAGUGUUGGAUAUACAAUGACACAGAACUUUAAUAAACAUAAUAACUAGUUUCCUUCCCUAAAGCUUGAUUCCUAGACCCUAUUGUGAAAAUGUUUUAUCAGGAUUAUCAAAAAUAGAAACACCUUGAUAAGGACUGUUAUCAAACUGUGGGCUGCCACAUUAAAUAGUACUGUAAAUCUUAAUUUAAAAAUACAUCUGU
Molecule: messenger RNA, 929 nt
Organism: Trematomus bernacchii (emerald rockcod)
Lineage: Eukaryota; Metazoa; Chordata; Actinopteri; Perciformes; Nototheniidae
Gene: sprn
Product: shadow of prion protein
Exons: 2
Coding region: 19-489 (156 amino acids)
Cellular component (GO): membrane
Source: RefSeq, a predicted model, not a curated record